Messenger RNA from Psylliodes chrysocephalus, 8574 nucleotides. NCBI's taxonomy places the organism in Eukaryota, Metazoa, Arthropoda, Insecta, Coleoptera, Chrysomelidae. The record is from the annotation of a GenBank genome assembly.
ACGUAAUCAAUACAUUCGGUUUAUAAAUAAUGAAAAACGUAAAAAAAGAGUCUUUGACAUAACCCAUAACCCAACUUUUUUGACACAAAUUGUCAAUUUAUUUAAAUUUUGGUGGUUUAAUUAAAUUUUGAAAUGGUUACUUAAUUGUGGGACAAGCCAUUUUUUGGUUUUAAGGAUUAGGAGUAAAUAUCAAUGGAAAAAAUGACGGAACUGAAACACUCGCUGUACUUAUCUCAGCUGAAGGCCAUGCUGAAAAGAAAUCUUUUGUUAAAGAAAAGGGAUAAGCGAAAAACAACUGCGGAAGUAUUACUACCUUUGUACUCGUUGGCAAUUUUGAUUGUCAUUAAAGUAACCAUGCCAAAUCCAAAUUUACCUGAGAUGGAUACGCCCAGGGGCGAAGAAGAACUCUUGCAUAAUUUCGGUAAAGUAGAGUUGCAUACCAUAGCAGUCGUGCCCAAUACCUCUGAAAUAGUGUAUUUUCUAGAACAAAUUGAUAAUUUAUGGAGUUCAGUGAGACAAGGGAACGCAUCUAGAAUAAGUUGGGUUUUAUAUGCCACAGAAAAGGAAUUAAUGUCAGAAUAUUGGCAUAGGCCUAAAUCCAUUUCGAUAGCCGUACUAUUUGACAACGAGGAUCCACUUGACGGGCCACUUCAGUACGAAAUUCGGACGAACCCCUCUAUAAUUGGAACACCUCCUACGUCAAUUCUUUAUAGUUCGCCAUUAGCGUGCAGAGAUACCAAUAACAAAUGGUACAGUUAUGCGAGAGUGAUCCCAGCUAUGGAAGGGGGAGACAGUUGUCCCGUUAAUCAGUAUUACUUUUCUGGAUUUUUGGCCCUUCAAGCGCUAAUCGAUUACACCAGGAUAAAGAUUGAUACGAAUUCAGACCUUAAAGUGCCUCAAUUACUACUGGAAAUGCUUCCUAAAGCGGCCCAUACCGGAAAUUGGAUGUUUUUAAUUCGAAUCAUUAUUCCCAUUUACAUGGUUAUGGCGCUAUCACAAUUCAUCGCCUAUCUGUUGAUUUUGAUUGUGGGUGAAAAGGAGAAAAAGAUCAAAGAGGGGAUGAAGAUCAUGGGACUAAAAGAUUCCGUGUUUUGGUUAUCAUGGUUUAUUAUUUAUGGAAUAUUUGUACUCUUCUUGUCGGCUGUGUGCGUUGUACUUUUAUACAGUUUGAAAGUAUUUACUAAUACCAAUUUUUUACUGAUAUUCGUAUUGAUCGUACUGUAUUGCUUUUCUAUAAUUAUGUUUGGGUUCAUGAUAACGCCGUUCUUUGAUAAAUCAGGGACCGCUGGAAUACUGAGUAAUUUUAUAGUCAUCAUAAUGAGCAUGUUUUAUUUUGUGCAAGUGUUCCUCAAAGAAUCGAAUCCCAUCGCCUUGUGGUUCUUAUCGUUGAUAAGUCCAUCUGGAUUCGCUCUGGCUAUAGAUAAUGCCAUCGUUAUGGAUUUAUCCGGCGAAGGAGUAAAUAUUAGUAACAUUUGGUCUGGACCUGGUGUCCCGUUCGGUGGUAGCGUUAUAAUGAUGGCAUUUGAUAUUGUUAUAUACGGAUUACUAGCAUAUUAUUUAGAUAGUAUAGUACCCAGUGAAUACGGUGUAAAAAGAUCGCCAUUAUUUUGUUUCAAACUAGCUUUUUGGUUUCCAAAGAAAACUGUGCAGAAGGUCCCACUUGCAAACGGUGAAAGUUCCGAACAUUCCCUAAAUAAUACGGAUUAUACGUUAGACGUCGAACCAGUUCCUAGAGAAAUGCGGGGCAGAGAAGCAAUAAAAAUUGUUGAUCUCUAUAAAACAUUCCAGCAUUGUCAGAAACCAGAAGUGAAAGCCGUGAAUGGAAUUAACUUAACCAUAUACGAAGGUCACAUAACGGCGAUAUUGGGUCACAACGGUGCCGGGAAGACGACUUUGUUUAAUAUACUAACGGGUUUAACUGCCCCUACGAGCGGUACAGCAUAUAUUUUCGGAAACGACGUUAGAGACCCCAACGAUAUGGAUCGAAUCAGACGGAUGACGGGCGUGUGCCCGCAACACGACAUUUUAUUCGAUAAUUUGUCGCCUAGAGAGCAUUUGGAAUUUUUCGCCGCCGUCAAAGGCAUACAUCCCUCGCUCAUAGAGUUCGAGGUGAUGAAAACCCUAAGGGACAUCGAUCUGACAGACAAAGCAAACUCGUCUAGCAAACAUUUAAGCGGCGGUCAAAAGCGCAAACUGUCAAUUGGUAUCGCAAUAAUAGGAGAUCCUAAAAUUAUUAUAUUAGACGAACCCACUGCCGGAGUUGACCCUUAUUCAAGAAGACACAUGUGGUCUGUAUUGCAAAAUAAACGUCACGGACGAGUCAUUUUGCUUACUACGCAUUUCAUGGACGAGGCCGAUAUUUUAGCCGAUAGAAAAGCGGUAGUGUCCAAGGGCAACAUCAGAUGUUGCGGAAGCUCGCUAUUUUUGAAAAACAAAUUCGGCAUCGGUUACCAUUUGACAUUGGUAUUGGAAGGGCACUGUAAGGAACACGCUAUCAACAAACUGGUUACCACGCAUGUACCGAAGGCGGAAAAAGCCAGAAGACAUGGCAGAGAAUUGAGUUUUAUACUACCUCAUAACGCCGUAUCAAACUUCGCUUCUUUAUUUUCGGCGAUAGAACAAGAGAUUAAUAAUAAAAGUAGCAAAUUAGGUAUUUCAAGUUAUGGAGUAUCCAUGACGACUUUAGAAGAAGUGUUUCUACAUUUAGAAAGAGACGAAGAGGCGGAGGAAGACACCGUUGACAAUCUAUCGAAGAAAAUCGUACGAAAUAGAGCUUUAAGUCGAAGUCUGAGCUUACAAAAUAAGAGUACCAGUUAUCAGUCGUUGCAAAACGAAAGUAACAAUGCGCUCAUACCAGACGCCAAAGGUGCAGGUGAUUUUGGUAGGAGCGACUCCAUAACGCCCACCAAAGGCAUCGGUUUGGAAUCGGUGGAAUGUCGACCGAAUUGGUUCCAAACAUUGCUCGCUCUUCUAAGGUUACGCAUCCUUCGACUGAGACGCGAUAUUAAGAAGCUGUACUUUAUGAUUUUUUUACCGCUAGGUUUAGCCAUACUGGGUCUAUUGAUCAACAGCCUCGAAACCGGUCAGAUUAAAACCAAAUCGUUGACGUUGAACAUGACCACUUACCCGAGAUUGCCGAUAGCCGUGCACAACGGGUCCGAUGCCAAUUUAGAUGAUUUUCUUAUUCAAUUACUGGAUUUGGGAGCCACGUCUUUGGACGAGUACGACGGGAAUUUUUCGUCGUUGUUGAGCAUAUCGCCUCACAUGCUGGCAUUGAAUAUCAACCGGUUCGAAUAUCCUGAUUACAGUAUAACCGUUCUGUACAAUGACACUGAACAACACAGUUUGCCUAUCGCCGUUAAUUUAAUUAACAACGCUUUCUACAGACUAAUGAGCGAUAAUAAUGUACUAGAAAAUGAUAAAUGGAGUCCCAUGGAAGUACGGGCGCAACCAUUUCAGCAAACGUCGAGUGAUUUUAGCGUCGGAAUGGGCACUGCUACGUUCACAAUGGGCAUGAUAUUUGCCCUAAUCCCGGUGACCUUGGCUACCGAUAUGGUUUAUGACAGAGAAAUCAAAGGAAAAAACCAACUACGUGUGAACGGUCUCUCGUUUUUCUUGUAUUUCAUAAGCUACUUUAUAGUAUUGGCAGCGUUGAUGGCCUUUAUGUGUGGUAUAUUACUUCUCAUAGUAUUGCUGUUCAAAACGCCAUCUUUAUCCUCCUGGCCUGCGCUGACGACGAUAGGCGUACUAAUAAUGUUUUACUGUCCGUCGUCGAUUUUAUUCAGUACCUGUGUUAGUUAUAUUUUCGACAAGGCCGAAUCAGCCCAAUCUAUUAUGUCGAACGUUGCUACUCUACUCGGUUGGGUGCCUUUUAUAUUGGUCAUGAUUCUCGAUGGCAACGCAGCCCUUUCAGUUCAUAUCGUAAUGUCGCUGUUGAACACCAUGUACCUUCCGUACGCAAUCAUCUACUUCGUGCAACGGGUGGAUUUGGCGUGCAAAAGCAAUUUCGGUUGCACAGAAUUGACGUUGUAUAAUUACAUGACUCCUGAAAUCGUCGUUAUGUUUAUCGGUCUAAUUUUACACAUCCCCUUUUGGUUUUUGAUCCUUCUCAUCGUCGACGUUAAAAAAAGCGGCGGUCGAGUCAGGGACGUUUUCAAGUUGAGUAAGAGCACCACUGAAAAUUUUAUGGAAGAUGCAAAUGAAGCGAGCGAUGUCGGCGAAAAUGAGGAUCAAGAUGUCAAAGCAGAAAGACAAAAGGUCAAAAAUUUAAUGCACAAUCAUAUUAUGAACCCUCCGGUCGUUAUGGUUGAGAACCUUCACAAAGAAUAUACUAACAAAGAUUUACGAUGCACUUGUUGCAUGUGCUGCAAGUCAGAGGAAGAGAUAGAACCAACAAAAAUAGCGGUAAAAUCGCUGUCGUUGGCUGUUGAUGCGGGCGAAGUAUUCGGACUGUUAGGACACAAUGGUGCUGGCAAAACGACUACGAUGAAAAUAAUUACGGCCGAGGAAGCGCCCACCAGAGGGCGGGUUCAAAUAGCAGGCAACAGCAUAACGUCAAACAUGAAUUCGGCCUUCCAAUUACUGGGCUACUGUCCCCAACACGACGCCCUGUGGAAGAACAUCACGGUGCGAGAACAUUUGGAAGUCUAUGCUUCCAUCAGGGGUGUGCCUUACAGCGAUAUAUCGCGUUUAGUCAAUUUAUAUUUGACGGGUCUGCAGAUCCACGAGCACGCAGACAAACAGACUCAUCAGUGCUCCGGCGGUACCCGGAGGAAGCUCAGUUUCGCCAUGUCGAUGGUGGGUAAUCCGAAAAUCGUGUUGCUGGAUGAACCGAGUACGGGUAUGGAUCCCAGGAGCAAGCGGUUCCUGUGGGAUACCGUUUUGGCCAGUUUUCAGGGCUCAAAAGGGGCUAUUUUAACGACGCAUUCGAUGGAAGAAGCGGACGCUCUCUGUUCGAGGGUGGGGAUAAUGGUGAAAGGAGAACUGAGGUGCCUCGGUUCCACCCAACACCUAAAAAAUCUUUACGGGGCCGGUUACACGUUAGAAAUGAAAUUGGGAGGCGGCGAUUUGACGCCGACUUCGGAGGCGGGCGACAGGAAUGACGAGCUAAGAGAAUUCAUAUCGUCCUUGUUCCCUGACGCGGCUCUGCAGGAGAGUUUCGCUGACAGAUUAGUAUUCAGCGUACCCCAACAAAGUGUUCCUUCUUUGGCGAAUUGUUUCAAACAGUUGGAAAAGGCUAAAGUUGAGUUGGAUAUCGAAGAAUACAGUUUUAGUCAAACGACGCUGGAACAGGUAUUUUUGAAGUUCGCCCACGAAGACGAAAACGAUGAAUAGGUCGAAGAAGAGAAUUGAAUAGUUAAAAAAAUAAACGAGUGUUUAUUAAAUUGUGAUCCUAACUUAAAUUAGCGUAUAUGCGUAAAAUAAAAUAUGGGACCGUUUUUUCAAUUUUUAUAACUUUUUUGUUGAAUGACGUUGAAGUUUUUUGUUGCUUUUGUUGUUGCUUUUAUUCGAAUACAGUGCGAAUGUUUAGUACGGAAGAAUACUUAACUUUUAUAUAAAUUGUAGAACGUUCUUUCCUUCUCCGAUUUUUUUUUAUUACAAAUUUGUCUUUUAUAUACGAACGUCGUAGUAUUUAUAGGUUUGUUCGUAUUUUUAGAUUUGCAUGUGAAAAAGGGUUCGAGACAUGUAUAUUAGAUUAAAAGUGUAUGUUUUCUGGAACAAAGUUCUUAACAAAGAGUUCUUUUUUCAGAACAAUUCUGAACUGUUUUAAAUAAAUCUAUGUGAUUGUGGCCAAAAUUGUGAUCCAACCAGAACCCGUUCUAGUCAGACAUGCGCAUUGCAGGCCAUUUUAAAAACAAAGAUUAAUCAGGAAACACCCGGGCAUGUCCGGAAUUUUGGCGUUUUGUCCGGAAUGCGCAGGGUUUUAUAAAUUGUCCGGAGGUAUAUUUAAAAUUCCGUAUAAAAAGUUCUUUUGGCAGUUAAAAUUAACGUUUUUUAAUUAUAUUAUAGGUUGGAGUUUUAAUAUUAUGUCCGGAUUUUUAAAGAAAUAUACGGAAUUUUAAUUAAGUUUGCUAGGAAAUUGUAUUUUUGAAUAUGGCCACCCUAGUUUAGAGGUUAUUUUAUAUUGCAAAUGACCUUAAAUAUUAAGAAAAUAUUGGAAAUUGACUGGCAAACAAAGAAGAGAAUGUGCUUUUUGGACGCCGGUGACGGACCUUUAAAUGAAAUUACAAUUCCUAAAGGGAAAACUCAUGUAUUUAUUUUUAAAAUUGACACUACUAAAAUCAGGUCACAUAAAAAGGAAGUUUAGGGUAUUUUACAUUUAAAUGUUGAAAUUUUUUGUCAAUGUCAGCUGUCAAUAAUGUUGAUGGGUAGAACAUAGGCGUAACCGUAGAUGGGCAUAACGUAAUUAGUGUUGUAUGUGGUUGUUUGAUGUAUGGAACUUGUACUUGUAGCAGCAGCAUUUUGUAUUUGACAAAAAGAGAUGAAACCAAAUAAAAAGGAAUAUUUAAAAAAUGCAAAAUAAAAACAAUACAGACACAAAUAGACUAAUGACAAUAAAAUAAUAAAGCGCAAUGUUUUGACAUGAUUGACAAAUUUGUUCAACACUUACAAAUGUAAAAUGCCCUAAACAAACGAGUUUUUUUGACAUUACAUGUGCACGGUAAAAUUGAUAAAAAAAAACAAAAAGUUAAUGAAAAAAUAUCAUACUUUUAACACGAUUUCUUAUGUCAUCAGUCUCAAUUUUAUUUUGUUAGUUUGAACCUAUGUUCAAAAUGUGCUUCUGAACAAAUAGUUCUGCGCAAUUUGUGUUUACUAUUUAUUUUAAAGAACACAAACAAACCUAUACAUUUCAAGCAACUAAAAAAUUUUGGUGUUUUUACGAUUGCUAUAUCUUACCACCUAUUUUUUUUCCGCCAUUACAUAACAGACACUGCUCAUAUUGGAUGUCACGACAAACUCUGAAAUGGAAAUCAAAUACGCUAUAUUAAUGAUGACUUAAUUUGUGUUCUACUGAUAAUUACAGUGAUAGUUUAUAAAAAUAAAGGUUAUAGGCUCGGUUAUAGUUACUCAUUAUAAUUUUAUUUCUAUUAUUUUCAAGAUUGUGAAUAGUUUUCAAAGAUAAUUUUAUAAUUAAUACUACAUGAUGGUUUUCAUGAGUCCGGCUCGAAGGACCAUGAAUAUAUUUCAAAGUUAAUUUUGUAAUUAAUACUACCAGAUGGUGUUCAUUAAUCUCUUUAUUUUUAAUUUGCACCUAAAUUUAUAAUAUCACAGAAUAAACAAUAAAAAAUAACAAUUAGCAUUAUUUAAUAAUUUAAAUGUUCAAUAAAAAAUAUUAUUUUAAUUUCGAAUAUACAUCGAACGUGAAGUGAAAUUGGAGCAAGUUUAUAGUAACUGCUUAUGAAAUAAACAAUUUAAAUAAAAUAAUUUAUUUCAUAUACAGGAUGUUAAUUUGAUAUAUGUAUAUAAAGAAAAAUGUUCAAAUCUGAACAAUAUUGUAUUCACUUAAACAUUUAAAAUAAUUUGGUUACAUACCUUAAAAUGCUUUUUUAUGGCCUGCAAACAAUAUUUAACAAAAAUUAAAAACAUAUUUUAAUAUCAAUGACAUAUGUUAAAAGUUAAUUGUUGCAGUAGAACACAAAUUACGUCACACUAAUAUAGCUUAUAUACCUGAUUUUGAUUAGUGAUUAAAAAUGUAUAUACCUACUUUGUUGUUAAACAAGUCCUGAGCCAGUGUCAACUUUGUUUUAACAAAUACAGGUUGUUUCUAUUUCUUUGUUUAAUGACAUUUUGUAAUGAUAAAAAUACGGUUAAAAUAGGUGAUUUGUAAAAAAUAACAUUGAAUGUACAUUUAGGCGAGUUGGCGUAACCAGUUUAUAGUAACGACCAUUUUUAUUUAGCUGUUUUUUAUACAAAAAAAAAAACACUAUUAUGAUAUCUCAUUCGCUGUUAGGGAAGUGGAAUGUAGACUCGUUUUAAUAUUCGUUCCAUAUCCAACUUCAUCAGUCCAUAUACUUUCUUUUUUCUAUGGGCUUAAUCAACUUUUCCAUUUCACUUGGUAUUUAGUUUAAAAUCUUAUUUCAAAAUUUUGGAUAAUAAAUUGUCAGGGAAGCUAUAUACUUAGCCCAAAUAUAUUUUUUUUUUUUGUUUAGGGUUGUAAACAGAUCAACGCUUAUUAAUAAUAAUUAUAAAAUAUAAUUCUCACUUUUCAUUCGCUCUGUAUGAUGAAUCUAUACAUUAUAAUCUAGUCAGUUUACCAAAAAAUUAUUUGUUAAGAAUUAAUUAAUAUUUUUUGCUGUUAUUUAUUUAUACGAAUAUUACUUCAUUGCUGGGUAAUUUUAAGGCCUAACUCUUUGAUGUUUUUUAGUGUGGAUUAUUAUUUUCAAAAAAAGACAAAUAGUGCCUCUAUUAAAAUUGUAUAUUAUUGCUUGCAUUGUAUACAUUCUUUUGCAAAAACUAGGUAGGUACUCGAUAAUAAGAAAAAUCGUACUUGAAAAACUUGUUAAAAAUAAAUCCUAAUUUACACUCUGUAACAGAGCAACCUAUAGAUUUGGAAAUAAAUAUUACAUUCUUGAA